Messenger RNA from Pomacea canaliculata, 1326 nucleotides. RefSeq names its product ribosomal L1 domain-containing protein 1-like. The transcript has 7 exons. The record is from RefSeq and is a predicted model, not a curated record. NCBI's taxonomy places the organism in Eukaryota, Metazoa, Mollusca, Gastropoda, Architaenioglossa, Ampullariidae. Gene Ontology annotation, cellular component: 90S preribosome. Bases 60 to 1082 code for a protein of 340 amino acids.
GACCGUCACACGUGUUACUCUGCCGAAGAGUUACUUCGCGUGCGACUUCUCUUUCUAGCAUGGCGCAACCUAUUUUGUCUGCUGAUCAGGUUCAGAAAGGAGUGGAUGCUUUACUUCAAGUGAUUAAAAAGGAAAAAACUUUACUUGAGGAAUAUGAUCCUAUUUUUUUGGUAUUUUGUGUGAAGAAGAUUCCAAAAAGACACAGCACCACAUUGAAGUUAAAACUACCCCAUGGGCUUAACAAUCCGAACAGAGAAGUGUGCUUGUUUGUGAAGGACCUUGAACGCAGAGAUCGAGAAUAUGAAAAAACAGUGCAGCACUUUAAGGACUUUCUUAAAUCCAGGGACAUCAAUGUGUCUGCGAUAGUUCCAUUAAAAGCCUUGAAGCUGGAAUAUAAAAGUUUUGAAGCAAAGAGAAAUCUUGCCAACAUGUACGACCUUUUUCUUGCUGAUGCACGAAUUAUUCGUCUACUGCCACCCUACUUGGGAAAGGCAUUUUAUGGAAGGAAAAGGCAACCAGUUCAAGUACGGUUGGAUGCAAAUGAUUUAAAGGCUGAAUUUGAUUCAGCCAUCAGCAAUAGCAGGUGCCUUUUGCAUGGACGUGGAUCUGCUGGAACGGCAACUGUGGCAAACAGAGGAAUGUCUGCAGAAGAAAUAACACAGAAUAUCCUGGCUUCAGCUGAACAACUGGCUGCAGUCCUGCCAGGUGGAGUUAGUAAUGUGCGCAGCAUGCAUAUCAAGACACGAGAUUCACUGGCGAUACCUAUUUAUCUUUCACUAGACUCCCCCAAUGAUGUGACACUUGAAGAGCAGGCAGAACAAAAAGAGCUCGUAGAAGCAGAAGAAGUGACCACAGUACAAGGGGCUUUGGUCAAGGCAUACCCGUCGGGUUAUGUGGAGUUGUUGGAUGAGACUACCAAAGUGCCUUUGUAUUCUAAUCAUCAGAAGAAACAUGCUGGAAGAAGGGCGUGGAAGUGGGGAAAGGAAUCUCAGAAAAAAAGGAAAAACUAUGAGAAUAAAGGGGCUAAGAGACAAGAAAAAAUGAAAAAGAUAAUAAAAAGGAAAGCAACAAAAAAGCAGUAAGGUUUUAUGUAAAUGUUGUUACAUAUUUGUAAAUGUUUUGCCGUGAAUUAUUUACUGGACACCGUACUGAGCUAUUGCUUCUGUAUCUCAAUCAUACAGUUACCAGCAAUGCAGUGUAUGAUUGCUGAUGGUAACGUGGUUACCAUGUAGUGAUGUUCAUGUCUGUUUUUAUAUUACAUGACCAAAUUGGGAAGUGUUAUUGCAUUGUAAACAUUUUGGAUGAAAUAAAACUGGUGUUAACUUU